UUCGAGACGAUCGAGCAUCCUUGACGCGAUCAAAGCACGCUAUGAGUGCCGGCGUCGAGUCGAUCUUGUGCGUGAUCCUCGGAGUUUCGGGGAUUCUCAUGCUGCAUCCGGCAAGCAGUAUUCCAUAUCGUGGUAAUUACACGGUAAAACAUCCGCAAUAUGAUCACUUAGAGCAAAGGAUAUUCAAAAAGGAAAAAAUACUGGAUGAAGAAAGUGGGUUGAAAGAAAUCUUAUUCGCUGAAGCAAAUGAUAAUCAUCUUCAGAACACACCCAAAGAAUUUUCCUGGGACGAUGAUGAUUACAGAGGUUUUUCUCUAUUUGGCCUCGUUGAAUCCAUGCUGUCCGUCGUAGCAAGCGGACUUAGCACAGUCGUGAGCAGUAUUGUUGGUACCGAGAAAAAGGAUUCACGGUCAGGUACCAGAAGAAUAAAUUAUAAAAAUUAUCAUUUAAUCAGAGCAUUUCCUAACACGGAAAAUCAAGCUACAGAUCUGCGUGACUUAAGAGACGCCGAGCCUGAAGAUAUUAAAUUUUGGUCUUUUCCAAAUCCUAAUAGAACUUCUGACAUGAUUGUGGCACCAGAUCUUGUAAAUGACGUUAAGGAUUAUUUAAGGGAUAAGAAAAUUGACUUUAAAGUAUUAAUAUCAGAUAUCCAGAAGACGAUCUCUUAUCAAAAUCCAAAGAUGUCUAAAGAACAACGUGAAGACUUGGUUACCGCUCAAGGCCACACAAUGACUUGGAAACGUUAUCAUCGAUAUGGAGAUAUCGUACGUUAUUUAGAACAUCUAGCCUUCAGAUAUCCCACAAUAGUAGAAUUAAUAACUAUCGGUCAUAGUUACGAGGGCCAACCAAUAAAGAUGGCAAAGAUUUCGACUGGAUUAAACAAAGAAGGCGAAAGAAAACCUGCUAUUUGGAUUGAUGCCGGCAUGCAUGGACGAGAAUGGAUUGGUAGCGCAGUAGCGACCUACAUAUUGAGUCAGUUGGUAGAGAAGAACUCGAGCUACACGAAAUUGUUGAAUAACUCGGAUUGGAUGAUUCUGCCGGUUGUUAAUCCCGAUGGUUAUGAAUAUAGCCAUGUCAGCGAUCGCUUUUGGCGGAAAACUAGAAGUAAUCAUGUGGAAAGUCAAAACGAUAGUAGAUACACACCAUCAAAUUUAUUACAAUUCGUAACGCACUAUACUAGAUGGUUCUGGACUACAUGCGAAGGAGUCGAUCCGAAUCGAAAUUUUGCAUACCACUGGGGCGAAGACAAAGAAGGAAGUGCCAGUUCAGAUCCUUGUCACGAAACAUAUUCUGGGCCUUUCGCCUUUUCCGAACCUGAAACGAAAGCUAUGGCAGAUUAUAUUUUGGCAAACAAACAACAUAUUCGAAUGUACUUAACUUUGCAUUCUUAUUCUCAAAUGUGGCUCGUACCAUGGGGUUACACGCGUUCGAAACCGUCGGAUUAUUCCGAUUUAAUGAACGUAGCGAGAAAGGCAAUUAACGCUAUUUCGAAAGUUCAUGGUACUAAUUAUCAACUUGGACCAGCAACAGAACUAAUGUAUCUGACUUCUGGAGCGUCCGACGAUUGGGCUAAAGGCGUUGCCUCGAUAAAAUAUGCAUACACGGUGGAAUUACGCGAUCGCGGAACAUAUGGAUUCCUAUUACCGGCUACUCAAAUAGUUCCAACUGCACGCGAAAUUUGGGCAGGAAUUCGGGCGAUCGCUCGUUUAGUUACUUGCAACACGUGAAAUCUAUAUUUUUUACGCUUCUAAUGCGUACUUAGUGUUUGAAUGUUCACUUUUUAAUCCAGAUAACGGAAACUAAAUCAAUAACCUUUAUAAAUUACAAGUUGUUUGGAUUUUUAUCCAUUUCUCAU
Messenger RNA from Trachymyrmex septentrionalis, 1855 nucleotides. Its product is annotated as carboxypeptidase B-like. The record is from RefSeq and is a predicted model, not a curated record. Lineage: Eukaryota; Metazoa; Arthropoda; Insecta; Hymenoptera; Formicidae. Gene Ontology annotation, molecular function: zinc ion binding; metallocarboxypeptidase activity. Gene Ontology annotation, biological process: proteolysis. The transcript has 9 exons. Bases 42 to 1727 code for a protein of 561 amino acids.